Molecule: messenger RNA, 1098 nt
Organism: Thyridium curvatum
Lineage: Eukaryota; Fungi; Ascomycota; Sordariomycetes; Thyridiales; Thyridiaceae
Exons: 1
Coding region: 1-1098 (365 amino acids)
Cellular component (GO): mitochondrion
Molecular function (GO): oxidoreductase activity
Source: RefSeq, a predicted model, not a curated record
AUGGCAGCACAAACACCAGAGCUGCCAUCAACCAUCAAGGCAUGGCGGUUCCACACCGCCGCCCACGGGGCGCACAAGCACCUCCAGCUCGAGGACAUCCCCAUGCCCGAGUUCAACGAGAAGCGCCUGCCCCCUAACUCGUCCCUCAUCAAGGUCCUCGCCGCCACCGUCAACCCGAUCGACGUCAAGAUGGCCGGCAUCCCCAUCAUCGGCCGCUUCACUCAGCCGAUGCCCGCCGUCGUGGGCCGCGACGCCUCGGGCAUCGUCGUCAAGACGACCGACCCGUCGCUCCGCGCAGGCCAGCUCGUCGCGUGCCGCCUGAGCGAGAACCAGGCCCCCGGCGUCAUGGCCGAGUACAUCGUCGUGCCCGGCAACGACAAGGGGGCCGCGGCCGCCGUGCCCGCCGGCGUGUCGGCCGUCCAGGCCGCGACCGUCGGCACCACGGGCGCCACGGCCCUGCAGGCCAUCGCCAGGCGGUACGACCUCGGCAAGCUGGACGGCGGGCCGCGGCGGAUCUUCAUCAACGGCGGCUCCGGCGGCACGGGCACCUACCAGAUCCAGGUCGCCAAGGCGCUGGGGUUCCACGUCACGGCGUCGUGCUCGGGCGCCAACGCGCAGCUGUGCCGCGACCUCGGCGCCGACGAGGUCCUCGACUACAAGCAGGCCGAGCCGGCCCGGGCGCUGGCGGAGCAGGUGCGCGCCGGGAGCCAGCCGGCGUACGACCUGGCCGUCGACAACGUCGGGAUCAGCUGGGAGCGGUACCGCGCGGCGGACGAGUUCCUGGCGCCGGGGGGCGUGUACGUGCAGGUCGGCAUCGGGUUCCGGUGGGCGGAGCUGCGGUCGGCGCUGCGCAUCAACUGCUGGCCGUCGUGGCUGGGCGGCGGGAGGCGCGCGUGGUCGUUCCUGUCGAUGCGGACGGACCGGGCGGACAUGGAGCGCGUGCUCGGGUGGAUGGGCGAGGGCAAGGUCAAGGUGCCGAUCGACAGGGAGUUUGAGUUUGGCGAGGUGCCGCAGGCGUACGAGACGCUGCUGGCUGGGCGGGCGAGGGGCAAGAUUGUGGUCCGGUUUCCGGCUCUAGAGGAGAAUGCGACCGCUUGA